UGGCGACGAAGAACUGCCAGUGCACUAGAAAACAAUAGAAAUAGCAAAGAAGAGCAGAGUUUGUUUGUUUGAUGUUGCGUUUUCUUUUCCGUUGCUUACUAAGCGGGGGCACUGGAUCGGUUGUUAUUGUUCGCAGCGCGAGUAACUUUUAAAAUACAUACCAGUUAAACUGAUUUCAUUAUGCUUUGUUAUAAGGCUAGUUAGCUAGCGGCUAGCUACAUCCGUAGCUUUGCACAGUAGCUAGCUAUUACCUAUCUAGCUAGCUAACUAUCUAGGUUUAAUACACAAGAUCAGCUGUUAGCGAGCUAGCUAUUUUCAAAAGUUGUAAAAGUAACGACUCUUUUGUUUUAGUCCGGCCGAUUAUAAUAUUCGGGAGUUUUGCUUAUCGGCUUUUACGUAGUCACAGUUUGUGCCUCAAAAAUGUUCAUCGUCUCAAACUUUGAUUGAGUGAGUACAAGUCUAUUCGUAAGUAAGUCGCUAGCUGGUUAGCCCGCAAGCUAGUUUGGUUUUUACAAGCCUAUCUUCCAAAAAACUUAGAAGUGGAAACCAUUUUUGUUUGUUUCUUACAAGCUACAUAGCUGCCUAGCUGGGUUCCUUAUGUUUAUAACCCAGUAAACGCGUGGGAAAUACCACUCGAACCAUAGUCAGGUGGUUAAAUGUAUUAAAAAACGAAGUUUCAUACUUCUUGGCUGGCAAACCGAUUACACUUGAGGAGAAUGCUCGUGGCGGUUAGCUUGCGAUUUCCUUGAGUGAAAGUUUUAACGUACAAGUCCUGUUGUACGAACGUAAGUUUUUGAAGUCACAGUUUCAAGCUUUUAUGUGAAGUUACGCAGCAGCUUGCUUGCUAGCCACAUUACACACGGUUAUAUUUGUCGUCUUAAAUGAAGCAUAUUUAUUGUUGCUGAACGGUUGCUUAACUUUUACAUUCAUGAUGCCCUAGUUGUUAGCUAGUUCGGUUUGCCUCGGGGCCUUAGCGCUUGAUUAAUUUCUUUCCAAGUAGCUACCUAGCUAACUAAUUAUCGUAACCAGCUGAACUGGCGAAUUUGGUAGAUAAGUUCGUUUCUUGUUCUCUUGCAUUAGAGUUUCUGCUGUUAACAUUCGUGGUUUAUCGACAAAAACCCAACUUUGAUUUCCGAUUUUUUUUUCUGCAUGGACAGCUGUGAUUUACAUAGCUGGUUAGCUAAAUAAUAUAUAGAGGUGCAUGCAAAUAAACUGUCCAAUAUUUAACGAAGGGUUGCUAAACUAGCUAGAGAUGUUAGGGUUCUUUUGUUGUGAUGGGGCAUCAGUAGGCAAAUAUUGACAAAAAUGGAGGCAGUCGAGUGUGUUUUGUAGAGGCAAGGGGUAUAGUCGCCCACACACCGAAGAAGCAGCAGAAUCAGCAUUAUAAGUUGCUCGUAUCCGGAGCAGCGAAAUCCGAGCUCUGCUGACUUUAAAAAACACGCUCCUUAUUAACGAUGGCGGAUUUUGUCGUGCCGCGGCAUAGUGCGGUGAUGGAGCGCCUUCGCCGACGUAUAGAGUUGUUCAGGCGGCAUCACAACAGCUGCGAGAAGCGCUACGAUAACACGACAAUGGAGCGGCUGGAGUUGGAAAGACAGCAGACCUUUGCACUGCACCAACGCUGCCUGCAAACCAAGGCCAAACGCUCGAAUAAGCACAGGCAACCGCAGUCGGCAACGGACCAGGCGGCACAGAGAGUGUCGGGAACCGGGGCCAGUAGCGCGGACCUUGCGGACAGUGGAGCGCCUGGAGAGCAAAGCAGGAACAGCACUUUGAUUGCGUUACAGGAGACGGUGAAGAGGAAACUGGAGAAUGCAGGUUCUCCCCUCGGUCGCGAGCAGGUGAACGGCUUCGGCGAUGCCUACCCCCCGUCCAAGAAGUCCUGCUUGGAGGAAUCGCUGGGCGGCAUGAACGGGGCGUCGAAUGGGGCUGUGCCGCCACUCUCACCCUUGGAGAGCAAGCACGGAGUGACGGCCGAUGCACGGGUGCUGAACGGCUCUCGCGCACCCGAGGCCAAUGGGGCGGGUCGCCCAGAUGUACGCGGCGCCGAGCCCGAUCUGCGCCUGAAGCAGGAAAUGAAACAGGAGCCCAUGGACGACAUCCUGCCGACAGGCGGCGGCAAUGGCAACAUCAUCCUUCCGGAUCUGAACCUGAACGAGCAGGAGUGGACCGAGCUCAUGGAGGAGUUCAACCGCUCUGUGCCGUACGAAGAGAUUCAGGAGCUCUUCAACGAUGGCUUUGACGAUCGAAAGGACAGUGAGGGUACGCCCAGCGGCACGGCCGCAGUGGCAGCCACGGGCUUGCUCCCACCAGACCUCGUGAAGGCUGAGUUCUCGCCGGUGGCGGCGGCCUCGUUCGAGCAGGACUCUCGCACGGGCUCACCGCAGGUGCCGUCCGGAGCGGCCGGCCCACAGCUGCACGCCGGCUCGCCCGCAGCAGCGCCUUCCGCCGCCUCCUCACCGGCGCUGCCUGUGCCCCAGGCCGUCCAGACAUCCCGGCAGGGUCAAGUUCCCCAGGCUGGCCAGACUCCUCGGCCCCUCCAGAGCCACCUGCUGCCCGGGCCGCCCAAGGACCUGUCGCCAGCGCAGCAGCUGCAGCAGCUGGCCGCGCGGGAGCAGCAGAGGACGCAGCGCAUGCAGAGCCAGCAGAAGCAGCAGAAACAACAACAACAACAGCAGCAGCAGCAGCAGCAACCACCACCCAAGUUCCACCAGCAGCCUAGCCACCCCUCAGCCUGGCCUCAAAGUGCCCCCGCCCAGAGCCCACUGGGCGGCGCCUUCGCCCUGGAGAAGCCUGCCAGUCCUUCCCUCUACCCCCAGGACUUCCAGAACCCCAAGUCACUACUCAUGGCUGGCCAGCAGCCCAGCAAAGGCUCUCCCAAAGCGGGCGCACCAGGCGGCUUCAUGCAACCCGGUGGGCACCCUAUGCUCGCCCACCCGACAGCGCCCUCAGGUGCCCUUGGCCACCCACCAGGUGCAGGUGGCCAGUCCGCCAUGUUGGACUACAGCAACACUAAACCCCUGAGCCACUUUGAAGCCGGAGCUCCGGGUCAACCCAGAGGGCCUGCAGCACCGGCGCCUCAGAACAAAGCAGCCCUCCUCACCAUCCUUCGACAGCAGCAGAUGAAACAGAGGCCGACUGCCAUGCCCUUCAGACCCCCGGCACACAUGGCACACGCGCAGCAGGAGCCGGGGACCUACCCAUCAGCCCCCCACGUCCCUGGCAACGGCAAUGCCAUGGCAACGCAGCCAGGAGCCGGCGGCGGCAGCAUGGGGGCUAGCCACAGUAAUGCGGCAUACCUGAGUGGCCUGCAGAAGCAGCAGCAGAUGCAGAUGAUGAGUUCACAGCAGAAACAGUUCAUCCUGAACCAACACAGGCAGAUGAUGGCUGAGCAGGAGAAACAACGACAGCAGCAGGAGCAGCAGCUGCAGAGGCACCUGACCCGCCCACCGCCCCAGUACCAGGACCAGCAGAACCCAUCUGCUCCGCAGAACCCAUUCCAGCCCCAGCCGCAGGUCUCCCAGUUCUCAGGUUCAUCACAGCCAAUCGGCGGGGUGAACUCCCUUGGUGGCCCUUCCCCUGCCGCUCAGCGCAUGUUCACGCAAACGCAAGGCAUGAUGGGCCUGAGCCAGGGCGGCGGGCCUGCCACCGGUGCCCAGUCUGCUGCCAGUCAAGCUGACAUGAGCCUGCCAUCCUGCGCGGGCGGGCUAGAUGUGCAACAGGUCCUCUACGGCAACAUGCCCAUGCAUCCGUCCCACCCCAACCAGCAGAGGAUGCCCAUGUCUGCUUCCUACAGGCAGAAUGUGCUAGCACAGCAGGCUCACCUGAAGAGCCAACCCAAUGCUGCCCUGCUCAAACAGCAGCAGCAGUUGGCACGCCUGCCAAACAGCAUGCCCAAUUCCCUGGUUAACAUAAGUGCUGCCAUGCCCAGCUCCAUGACUGGAAGUAUCCAGGGAGCCAUGCCACCCCAGGCCCAAUCCUGGCAGCAGCAGCAGCCGCCACACCCGGGGCUCCAGCAGGGCAUGGGUGGCCAGCCAAACCCCAGCAACGGCUUCCCUGGCUCCAGCUUCCACAUGCAAGCGCGGAUGCCCAAGCUGCCCGGCAGCGGCCCGUUCGCCCAGGCAGGCAUGGGGAAUGGAGCGGCCGCCCGCGCCAUGCCGUCCAUGAACCCUGGGCAGAUGAUGUCCAGCAUGGCCCAGCAAAGAACCAGCAACGCGGGCAUGGGCCAGCAACUUCCCCCGCCCAACCAGCAGCAGGCCCCACAAGGGCAGCCGCCGCCGCAGCCACAGCAGGUUCUGCCCGACCUGGGGCCGUUUGGGCAGCCACAGGGUGGUCAGGUCCCCAACCGUACUGCAAGCAUGCAGUGCAACCAGGCCUACCAGGUCAACCGGCCACCCAGCCAGCAACUACCAUUUGGAUACAGUACCCAACCGGCUGGCAGCAUGUCCGGCUUUCCUGGGGAGACUGACCUAGUGGACUCGCUGCUGAAGAACCAGACGACGCAGGAAUGGAUGGACGACCUGGAUGAGUUGCUAGCCAGUCAUCAGUGAUUGGCACUCAGGCUGGCCCAUCACAGUUGUGCCAUGGGACAGGGACCCCGCCGAUGAAAGUUGACUGGAUAUUUUCGGAGUGCAGGAUGAAAUUACUGGUCAGAACUGCUGUUUUUUGUGUUGUGUAUGUAUACAUGAUGUAUAUAAUACAAGAAAAUGUGGGGCACAGGACCAAAAGCCUGUGUGUAUUGGGUAUUCCAAGGGCUGGAAUGAAAAAUGUGUAGAGAUGUAGAGAAACAUUCUACUACUGAACCUGUGGCUCAGUACUAAAACCACUGAAUCAUACCCAAAUGUGAUGGGUGACACACAACAUACACACUGACACAAACACUGCUUUUUUUGCCUUCUUGCUGUUGAACUUCAGCUAGACUACCUACAUUUCCCAAAUGGGUGCUUCAUUGCUUUUGUGUCCUUGAAUGCUACUCUGUGGAGGGCCAGCAUGAAAGAGGUCUGAAUAUUCCGGGUGACAUGGUGGAAAUGAACUUGGACUAUAUUUGAUGUCAGACUGUUAAAUUGAGGAGAGUCUCCUCUACCUUUACACAUAGUCCAACAAGCCUUAGUCCAGUACACAUGGCCUUGAGCAUAUGAUAUCAUUCUUGUACACGUUUGUGACUGGUUUAACGAUGAUGGUGGAAAAGGAGAGGGGGGUAAGCAAGAUUACCCCUCCCCUUAUAUGAAGUGCUUUGCCUUGGCUUUCGGAGAGCCAAGUCUGCGAUUCAUCGCUGGUUCUAAUGGUUCAUCGCUGGCCAGACUGUUCUGUGGAUCACCGUCACUCAAAAGCCCUGAGUGGAGCAAACCGGGAGGGGUGAGCGCUCUGAGGAGGCGAGGCCGAAGGCUUUUCGCAUUACACUACAACACUAAUGUCAAAACGCAUGUGAACUCCCUCAGCACGUCUCUGUUAUGUUAAAUUAAUACAUUACCUUCUGCCCUGAAAUCUAGUCUGGUCUCCCUCCAAUGGGGGUAUUCAAGAAGUAGAGACUGUUACCGCUUUCUAUCAAUUUCCCCUAGCACAAGCUUCCCUUCAUGUGUUUGUUGAUCAAAAGACCCAGCCUGAGAAGUGAGCGUGUAUGCGUGUUUGGGUUUCAGCUGAAAUGUGGCUUCUCUGUAUUUAGGAGUGAGUUCAGAUCAGUAUCUGACAGGGCUUCUUGUUUAUUUAUAUCUAUUUUUUGUAUGCUUUUCCUAAUGUUCUGGAGAAGACAGAUGUUAUUUUUAUAUGUACAUUGUUGCGAAUUUUUGUAAGUAUUUUAUACUUUUUAUUAUUGUUCUCUGCAAAACAAGAGUAUUAUGUAAAUAUAGUUCUCUAGAAACAG
Electrophorus electricus (electric eel) is the source of this 5857-nucleotide messenger RNA. It is a transcript of the gene maml1, whose product is annotated as mastermind-like transcriptional coactivator 1. The record is from RefSeq and is a predicted model, not a curated record. Gene Ontology annotation, biological process: Notch signaling pathway; positive regulation of transcription of Notch receptor target. Lineage: Eukaryota; Metazoa; Chordata; Actinopteri; Gymnotiformes; Gymnotidae. Gene Ontology annotation, cellular component: nucleoplasm; nuclear speck. Gene Ontology annotation, molecular function: transcription coactivator activity.